Zingiber officinale is the source of this 2260-nucleotide messenger RNA. Its product is annotated as H/ACA ribonucleoprotein complex subunit 4-like. Gene Ontology annotation, molecular function: RNA binding; pseudouridine synthase activity. The transcript has a single exon. Gene Ontology annotation, biological process: box H/ACA sno(s)RNA 3'-end processing; snRNA pseudouridine synthesis; rRNA pseudouridine synthesis. NCBI's taxonomy places the organism in Eukaryota, Viridiplantae, Streptophyta, Magnoliopsida, Zingiberales, Zingiberaceae. The coding region runs from base 98 to 1951 and encodes 617 amino acids. The record is from RefSeq and is a predicted model, not a curated record. Gene Ontology annotation, cellular component: box H/ACA snoRNP complex.
CAAUCUAAAGCUCGCGUUCCCUGUAAUAAAAUACCUCUGCCGCCUCUCUUAAUCCCCCAAAACCCUAAAUAAACCCACCCUCGCCUCCACAGCCGCCAUGUCUUUGCAAGGAUCCCAGAUCCCCUCGUCUUCUCCACCAACCACCGAGAAGAAGAGGAAGACUAAAAAGAGCUCGGACAACGCCACGCCCUCUGCCAACGACGGCCAUCUCUAUCUCGCCCCUUCCGCCGUCGUCUCCAGCGAAGGCGACCAAGUCAAGGACUUCUUCAUCAAGCCUCAGUCCUUCACUCCCUCCGUCGACACCUCGGCCUGGCCGAUCCUCCUCAAGAACUACGAUCGCCUCAACGUUCGCACCGGCCACUACACGCCACUCCCCGCCGGCCACUCCCCCCUCAAACGGCCCCUCGCAGAGUAUCUCCGCUAUGGCAUCCUCAACCUAGACAAGCCCUCUAACCCGUCCUCCCACGAGGUUGUCGCGUGGAUAAAGCGCCUAGUUCGCGCCGAGAAGACCGGCCACAGCGGUACCCUCGACCCCAAGGUCACCGGCAACCUCAUUGUAUGUAUAGAUCGCGCCACUCGUCUCGUCAAAUCCCAGCAAGGUGCUGGAAAGGAGUACGUCUGCGUGGCCCGACUCCACUCUGCCGUCCCUGAUGUUGCCAAGGUCGCUCGUGCCCUUGAGACCCUCACUGGCGCCGUCUUUCAGCGUCCUCCUCUUAUUUCGGCCGUCAAGCGUGAGCUUCGCAUCAGAACCAUAUACGAGAGCAAGCUGCUUGAGUAUGACCCUGACCGGCACUUGGUCGUCUUCUGGAUCUCAUGCCAGGCUGGAACGUAUGUCCGUACUCUCUGCGUCCAUCUUGGGCUGAUCCUUGGUGUUGGAGGGCACAUGCAGGAGUUGCGGCGCGUCCGCUCUGGCAUCCUCGGUGAGAAGGAUAACAUGGUGACCAUGCACGAUGUGUUGGACGCGCAGUGGAUGUAUGACAACUUCAAGGAUGAGAGCUACUUGAGGCGGGUUGUGAUGCCACUGGAGGUUCUGCUUACUAGCUACAAGAGGGUGGUUGUCAAGGAUUCUGCUGUAAAUGCGAUUUGCUAUGGUGCCAAACUGAUGAUUCCUGGUCUUCUUAGAUUCGAGAACGAUAUUGAGGUUGGAGAGGAAGUGGUACUGAUGACCACUAAAGGUGAAGCGGUUGCUCUUGGAGUUGCUGAGAUGACAACUUCUGUUAUGGCAACAUGUGACCAUGGAUCAGUGGCCAAAAUAAAACGAGUGGUAAUGGACCGGGAUACUUACCCCCGCAAAUGGGGGUUGGGCCCAAGAGCUCUGAUGAAGAAGAAAAUGGUUGCUGAGGGGCUGUUGGAUAAGCACGGAAAGCCGAAUGAGAAGACACCAGCUGAGUGGCUAAGAAAUGUGGUGCUGCCAACUGGUGGAGAUUCAAUGGUCGCUGGCCUCGCUGCUGCACCUGAGCCUAUGGUGAAGAUGGAAAUGGUGAUUGAAGAAGUUACAGAGGAGAAGAAAAAGAAAAGGAAACACAAGGAUAAGGAUGAUGAUAUCACUGAUGGAUGGAAGGACAAGGUGGAGGAUGCUGGAGAACCACCAGCUUCUAAGAAGGUGAAGGUCGAAGAAGUCGCUGAGGAUGCUGUUUUGGAUUCUGAAGCAAAGACGAUGAAGAAAAAUGUUGAGGAAGCAUCGAAGCAGAAGAGUGAAAAUAAGAAAAAGAAGUCCGAAAAAGAGAUGGGAGAAGUAGAAUUAGCUGAUGCUGAGAAGAGUUCCAAGAAGAAAGAAAAGAAGGAAAAGAGAAAUAAAAGUAAAAGUGAAGCUGGUUAUUCUGAUGAAGAGAAAUUGACUGAGAAGAAAAAGAAGAAUAAAGAGGACAUGGGUGGUGAAGAAGCUGCAUUGGCAGGCAACAUAGAGAAAAGUGAGGAGAAGAAGAAGAAGAAAAAGAAGCACGAUUCAUGAGUAAAAAAAGAGUUCACAUAUGCUGGUGUCAACUCACUUGCAUAUGGUCAUUCCAUUGUGCUAGUUUCUUCCAAAUCUUAUUUUCAUUUCUGCAAAAUGAGUAUGGAGCGAGGUAUAUGGCAAUGCCAUAUAUGCUUUUGCUUAUGCUUGUGACUUGUUACCCUUGUUGGAUUUUCAAAAUCCUGUUUCUGUUAAAUGAGUAUGGAGCGAGGUAUAUGGCAAUGCCAUGUAUGCUUUUGCUUAUGCUUGUGACUUGUUACCCUUGUUGGAUUUUCAACAUACUGUUACUGUUAAAUGCGAUUUUGAUUA